Molecule: messenger RNA, 3968 nt
Organism: Anguilla rostrata (American eel)
Lineage: Eukaryota; Metazoa; Chordata; Actinopteri; Anguilliformes; Anguillidae
Gene: vars2
Product: valyl-tRNA synthetase 2, mitochondrial
Exons: 30
Coding region: 16-3483 (1155 amino acids)
Biological process (GO): valyl-tRNA aminoacylation
Cellular component (GO): cytosol
Molecular function (GO): valine-tRNA ligase activity; aminoacyl-tRNA deacylase activity; ATP binding
Source: RefSeq, a predicted model, not a curated record
GGUACUUUCCUGUAAAUGCUAACUCAGAAUGGGGCUGGGGAUUUUUCUCUUCUCUCAUUCAUUCAACAGCAACAUUCGAUAAACACUUCAGAAUCUACGCAGCAUGUCUACGUCCAUGGUGUGAUGUGGAGACACGCAGCUCACCUGUCCGCGAGGGCCCGAGGGGGAAGGAUUGGACGAGCGCGGCGGCGAGUUUGGGAGUACAAGCACUGUGCUGUCAACUUAUGGGCUUUUCCUCCCUACUCUUCCUCACCGUUGUCUUCUUCACAUUCUCCCUCACCUCGGAGCCAACAGAGAGACCAGCGCCAGAGAGAGAAGGAGAAGUCCAUUUUGAGCAGCGAGCACACUAGUACAGAAGAUGAAGGGAUACGGUGGAGGGAAAAAGAGAGGAUAGUUUACUCCGCCCCAACCUUGCCUGGGGAGAAGAAAGACACCUCCGUCCCUUUGCCCUCCUCCUACAGCCCCCAGUUUGUGGAGUCCAGCUGGUACCAGUGGUGGGAAAAGGAGGGACUGUUCACACCUGAGUACCAGAGCAGACUACCUCAUGCAGUGAAUCGGUCCUUCACACUGUGUAUCCCUCCGCCUAACGUGACCGGAACUCUGCACCUGGGCCACGCCCUCACGGUUGCAAUACAAGAUGCCUUAGUCCGCUGGCGGAGGAUGCAGGGGCACAGAGUGCUGUGGGUGCCAGGGUGCGAUCAUGCCGGCAUCGCUACGCAGGCAGUGGUGGAGAGGAAGCUCCUGAAGGAUCAUGGGAGAUGUAGGCAGGACUACAGCAGGGAAGAAUUUCUGCAGGAGGUGUGGAACUGGAAGAACGAGAAAGGAGAUGAGAUUUAUCACCAGCUGAAGAUGCUGGGAGCCUCACUGGACUGGAGCAGGGCCUGCUUCACCAUGGACCCGGUGUGUGUGUGUCGCUCGUUAGCCUUCUCCCCGCGCUCGCUUGGCGGAAAUGCUGCUCUGAGCGGCAUCGCGGCUGCGUACAGCUCGCUGCUGUGCUGCUGUACCUGUGGGGUAAGGUUGCUGAAGCGUUGCCCUGACGUUGCUGUGCAGGUGGACACAGUGGAGCUCUCCGGACGAACUCUCCGGUCUGUUCCGGGGUACCAGAACAAAGUGGAAUUUGGGACUAUGGUCACCUUCGCCUACCCCAUAGAGGGACAGGAAGGGGAGGUGUCAGUCUCUACCACACGGCCUGAGACCAUGUUGGGGGACGUGGCCAUUGCUGUGCACCCCGAUGACCCCAGAUACCAGUCUCUCCAUCAUAAGCAGUGCAGACACCCCUUCACAGACAGACUGCUGCCCAUCCUGCCCGACCCCCUGGUCAACAUGGAGCUCGGGACAGGAGCUGUGAAGGUGACCCCGGCGCAUGACCACACUGACUUCCUGCUGUCCCAGAGACACUCCCUCCCCCGCAUCACUGUGAUUGGUGGAGACGGGAAAAUGACUGCCCUCUGUGGCCAGUGGCUGGAGGGUGUGAAGCGGUUUGAUGCCAGGGAACGAGUGAUGAGCGCUCUGAUGGAGAAGGAGAUGUUCAGAGGAAAGACGGAUCACCCCAUGUCACUGCCAGUCUGCAGUCGUUCUGGAGAUGUGAUUGAGCCCCUGCUGAAGAGGCAGUGGUUUGUGCGCUGUGAAGAAAUGGCUAAACGAGCUAUGCAGGCAGUGGAUGAUGGGGAGCUGGAGAUCAUGCCUCACUUCUACAAGAAGACCUGGAGGAACUGGCUGUGCAACAUCAGCGAUUGGUGCAUUUCCAGACAGCUGUGGUGGGGUCAUCAGAUUCCGGCCUAUCAGGUGUCUCUCCCGGAGGAGGCUGAGGCAGGAGAGGAGCGCUGGGUGUGGGGGAGGGACGAGGCGGAGGCCAGGCAGAGGGCAGCUGUGAGAUUUCGGGUGGAUCCAGAUGCAGUUAUUCUGACUCGGGAUCCUGACGUGUUGGAUACCUGGUUCUCCUCAGCUCUCUUCCCAUUCGCCAUGCUCGGCUGGCCACAGCAGACCUCUGACCUGCAGCAGUUCUAUCCUAACACCCUCCUGGAGACAGGAAGUGACCUCAUUUUCUUCUGGGUGGCCAGGAUGGUGAUGCUGGGUACGGAACUGACCGGUCAGCUGCCCUUCAAGCAGGUGCUCCUGCACUCUCUGGUCAGAGACAAACAUGGGCGGAAGAUGAGCAAAUCCCUGGGGAACGUCAUCGACCCGCUGGACGUCAUUUCAGGCGUCUCCCUGCAGAGGCUUCUGGAGAAGGUGAAGGAGGGGAACUUGGACCCCAGAGAAACCAGCGUUGCCAUGGAAGCCCAGAGGAGAGACUUCCCCAAAGGAAUCCCUGAGUGUGGAACUGAUGCCCUGCGAUUCGCUCUCUGCUCUUACAAGCUCCAGGGGGAGGACGUCAGUCUGUCCGUGUCGCAGGUGCUGAGCUGCAGGCACUUCUGUAAUAAGAUGUGGCAGACUCUGCGCUUCACCCAGGCGGCCCUGGGUUCGAGCGACCGCCCCCUCAGCCCCCUGGCCGAGACGGCCCCUCUCAGCAGUGUGGAGCGCUGGCUGUGCUCUCGGCUCAGGGACACAGUGCUGCAGUGUGAGGGGGGGUUCCAGCGCUACGACCUGCAGGCCGUCACCUCCGCCCUGCACUCCUUCUGGCUGCACUGCCUCUGCGACGUCUACCUGGAAUGCAUUAAGCCGGUGUUGGGGCAGCAGGACGGGGCCCUAGACAGCUGGGGCGAGGCGGAGAGAGAGAGCAUUCGGGCUGUGCUCUUCCACUGCGUGUCUAUCUCGCUCGCCCUCUUCUCCCCCUUCAUGCCUUACCUCACUGAGGAGCUGUGGCAGCGGCUGCAGGCUCACCGCCCGGACGUCCCGGCUGCGUCGGCUGCAUCGGCUGCUCCAGCUGCUUCGGCUGCCAGCCUGUGCGUUCAGCCCUACCCACAGUCCAGCCAGCUGGACCACUGGCACUUCCCCCAGGAGGAGGCCGACUUCCCCUUGAUACAGGAAGUUGUCAGGGUCACGAGGUCACUGCGGGCCCAGUGUCGCCUGACAAAAGCCAGACCGGACUUGUGGGUGGUGUGCUCGCCCAGUCAGGCCCAGACCCUCCUGCGCUUCAGCUCCACCGUUCGCACCCUGGGCCGGGUCUCCACCCUUCACCUCCACUGCGCCCCCGAGCCAGGCCACGCCCCCGCGGCUGACUCCUCCCCCGUGGCUGACUCCGCCCCCCCGCCGCCUGUCGGAUGCAUGGUGGGCGUGGUCGACCACACCUGUCAGCUACACCUGGAUGUACAGGGCAGUGUGGAUGUGGAUGCGCAGAGUGCCCAGCUGUCUGAGCGCAGAGAGAAGGUUCUGGCCCAGCUGGAGCAGUGCGUCUCUCGAACCCGAGGCCCUCACUACGCAGAGAAGGUGCCGGAGCGUGUCAGACAGGAGACGGAGAGAAAGAUCUCUGCCUUAGAACAAGAGCUGACUAACAUCCAGGACCAACUGCUGGCAUUACAGAGCUUAAGAAAACAGGACAGCUGAGAGUGAGCGAGCGUGGAGAAGAAGAUCCUGUACUGUAUAAUCCGGCUCAUUAUGGGAUCAGGACAAGCUCAAAAACAAACUGUCACCUAAUUCAGAACUGCACUGGACUGCACCGAGUCGCACCCACUAGCGAACAGACUCGCAGAGACACUGUGGAGCACAGUGCUCUCCCACUGCAGAUCAGUCAGUUCUAACUGGUAGUGUGAGAUGCUUUGGCGGAAAUAUAGUAAUGUACAGGUUUCAGCUGCUUGCCGUGGUUGUUUUGUUUUGAUCAAAGGGAAUAUAGAGUUAAUGUAUAAUAAAUGAUUCACAUGUGUUUUAGGCAUUGUUGUUAAUGUCACAGGCACUGUUUUUAAUGAUGUUUAGUUCUUAACAGAUAUAUUUACAAAGCUGUAUGCUCACAGGCAUUUCAUGUGCACUAUAGUAAUCUUGGACUCCUACGGUAUUUUAAAAACAUGGACAUUAACAAUCUCACCUGAGCCACA